AUGGAAGGCGUUCGUAUCUGUAAAGGUCAAAAGGAGUGUGAUCCCGUACCAUUAUACUACUACUGUGACAACAGUGAUCCAGUACCAUUAUACUACUACUGUGACAACAAUGAUCCUGUACCAUUAUACUACUACUGUGACAACAGUGAUCCAGUACCAUUAUACUACUACUGUGACAACAGUGACCCAGUACCAUUAUACUACUACUGUGACAACAGUGAUCCAGUGCCAUUAUACUACUACUGUGACAACAGUGAUCCUGUACCAUUAUACUACUACUGUGAUAACAGUGAUCCUGUACCAUUAUACUACUACUGUGACAACAGUGAUCCUGUACCAUUAUACUACUACUGUGACAACAGUGACCCAGUACCAUUAUACUACUACUGUGACAACAGUGAUCCUGUACCAUUGUACUACUACUGUGACAACAGUGACCCAGUACCAUUAUACUACUACUGUGACAACAGUGAUCCUGUACCAUUGUACUACUAUUGUGACAACUGUGACCCAGUACCAUUAUAA
This is a messenger RNA of Procambarus clarkii (red swamp crayfish), 525 nucleotides long. The record is from RefSeq and is a predicted model, not a curated record. Lineage: Eukaryota; Metazoa; Arthropoda; Malacostraca; Decapoda; Cambaridae.